Molecule: messenger RNA, 3003 nt
Organism: Hypanus sabinus (Atlantic stingray)
Lineage: Eukaryota; Metazoa; Chordata; Chondrichthyes; Myliobatiformes; Dasyatidae
Exons: 7
Coding region: 1-696 (231 amino acids)
Source: RefSeq, a predicted model, not a curated record
AUGCACUACGGCUGGAUAGUGCAGGCAUCCCACGGCUCAGGGGCAUCCGAUCGCAGACAGUUUGAUUGGGAGAAAGUGUUCAACGGGAACAGGACAGCGUAUGAGGAAUUCCUGAGAGACUACGGCUGGAUAGUGCAGGCAUCCCACGGCUCAGGGGCAUCCGAUCGCAGACAGUUUGAUUGGGAGAAAGUGUUCAAAGGGAACAGGACAGCGUAUGAGGAAUUCCUCAGAGAAAACGGCUGGGCAGUGCAUGCAUCCCACGGCUCGGGGGCAUCCGAUCGCAGACAGUUCGAUUGGGAGAAAGUGUUCAACGGGAACAGGACAGCGUAUGAGGAAUUCCUGAGAGACAAAGGCUGGGCAGUGCACACAUCCCACAGCACGGCAACAUCCAAUGGCAAACAGUUCGAUUGGGACCAACUGUUCAAGGACGACAAGGAGGCUAUUGAGGAAUACCGGAGAGGCAGCAGAACACACCGUACAUCCUCCAGCUCCUCCAGACGUUUUGGUGGUCCUGGAACCCAGGGCGUUGCUGAAAGCACACACCAGACAUCCCAUCGAUCCAGUGCUCCUGGGGUGCAGUCAUCAGCCACGGUGUGGAAUGAGGAUACGUACAGGAGUGGCACUCAGCUGGAGGACUCAAGGAAAGAUCACACCAGACACAGGCGGAGCCGCAAGAGAGCACCUGCCCUCAAGUAGUUCACCAUCUGUGAGACAGUUCUCGGGCAGUGGUUUGCUUUGGGCCCACUCUCCAACACAGCAGUUUAAUGUCAAAGAAAAAAUGCAUGCAUAUUUCUUCUCUUCUAAUACCGUGGGGUUCUACUAUCCUUCCGUCCUAGCCUGGGGUUCUGACUAUCCAAUGGAAACUGGUCGACAGUGCCUGAUCUUUGUUACUUCCUGAUGGGAUCGCUAUGCCACUGACCAAUGAUGACGUGGCAACAUCUCUCCCGAAGACCUGGGGAUCAGUGUGGUACAGCACCAGCUGAAGCAUGACAGCCUCUUCCCCUCCCCACACAAGCCCAGUGCAAAGAAGGGCCAAGACAUCACUUCCCCACCUCCCUCCAUCCCAUCCCCACACCGUGAUGUCAGAAGCCAGGGAGAAAGCCCACCACAUCCGGGGAAGAUGGUAACUGUGGAAUUCCAGCUCCUCAGCAGGUUUCCAGUAGGAGAAUGAUUAGGAAAUGAGAUGGUGAUGAGCUCGUAGAGUGGUGCAGAACAUGGAUAAUCAGCCAACACCCAGCCAGUAUAAAGUCUCACCAGAGUGGGCUGGUACCAUUGCCCACAGCCUCUGGCUGAGACAGUCUGCCUGUUUACAUUGGCACUCACAGGAAGAAGGGGAUGGACAGGUUUUUAUGGAUGAGAGUCUCCGACAAGGGGCCAUGGUUUCAGGACAAGGCGAUGGUACAUAGGAACAAAUGUAUUCUAAUAAGAGUACAGGGAUUCCGGAAUUUUCCAGCUGAGUACCGAGGAAAUUUGGAACACCUAGAGCAGAGAUGAGCAAUUUCUUUAGCCAGAAGGUAGUGAAUCUCUGUACUUCAUUAUUAGGAACAUUUAAAGUGGAGGUUGAUAAGUUCUUGAUUAGUAAGGGUGUCAAAGGUUAUGGGGAGAAGGUAGAAUGGGGUUGAGAGGGAUAAUAAAUCAGCCAUGAGAUGGUGGAGCAAACGGGCUGAUGUCUUCUGGAGUGUGUUGUAGAGACUGGAACAGAGGUAUUUAAAGAAGAGGGAAAGGUCAGGGUCUAAGGGCAGUGGGGAGCUGACAUCCAAGACCCACGUAGAUUAGCUAUGAACAUAACGGCAGGGCAGGUCUGAUGGCCAACAUUGCACCUAUCUCCUUGUGUAACCUGGAGAAGGAUUCCUGGGGUGGGGUUUUGAGGGAGUAAAGCUGAGUCUUUGCCUUCAGUCACUGCCCUGCUUUCUCCCUCCCCUUGGGCUCUGAGCUUGCUGGAAGCUUUCUCUCUGCUGGUGACAUUCCUGCGUACGUUUCCUUUCAAGUACCAACUGAUGAUUUUUCAGCUUGCCUUGUUUAAAUUAUAAAUUGUUUUUGGAAUAAACAUUUUAAGAAAGAAAUUGGAGGUAAUUUUUAAACAGCCUGCUCUUGAUGAGAUCUCUGUGUGGAGGGACUCCUAUCUGAUCCACUGAAGUCAGAUCUGAAUGUGUCAACGGGUGUCUGAGGGUGGGGAUCCAGUCAGGCAGAGGAUGAUGGGGUGGUGGGAGUCACACAGUCAUAGAGCUGUGGCCCCCUUGGACUGUUCAGAAUCACUCCCCCCACCCACCCGGAGUGCAGACCCUGCCUCAUCCUCCUAGACCCAGGCUUACUAGCUCCACUUACCACCACGGCCUGGGACAUUGCCAGGUUUUAUAACCUGCAGACAUAGGAGCUAAUGUGUCUGAUGCCGCAUCUCCUUGGUCCGCCUGGACAGGUCUGGGAACUGGUCUUAAGUGGAGUUCUGUGCUCCAGGUUGAAAUUUCCACCAUUCUGAUAUGACAGAUGCUGUGGGGCAGGGUGACCGAAGCAACUCCACACAUGAUUUCACCAUAGUUAGUUCACAAGAGGAAGCCAGGGAUGUCCUCAGGGACCUGUACACAGCCUUUAGCUGUCAGAUCAGAUGAAAGGCGAAUGGUUUUAUAAUCAGCCGCUGGUAAUGGGUGGGGCAGUGUACAUGCAGGGACGCUACCCAUAGCCUGGGCUUUCCCACCGUUGUUAACUCGCCUCCCUGAACAGUGGGCAUUCCAACCUGGAAUAUCAGACCCCACUAACAACCAGCUCCUGGUCCUAUUAAGCUGGGUCGAGGGAAUGGGACAUGCAGUGUGGGAAUUCAUCGGACAUGUUGUGUUAAGGGUGAUGGGGGGGCGGAUGUCAAUUACACUCUGUGCUUGAAGCUCUUGCACCCUCCAACCUCUGGAGAUAUGUUUCCAACUCUAGACUAGCCUACCGGUCCUCCGAGCGGUUUAUUAGUCUGCAAACUGUGCUCUUUCUCUGAUAAACGUUUCAAUAAACUGUCAGCAU